Molecule: messenger RNA, 7158 nt
Organism: Cyprinus carpio (common carp)
Lineage: Eukaryota; Metazoa; Chordata; Actinopteri; Cypriniformes; Cyprinidae
Source: RefSeq, a predicted model, not a curated record
GAGUCACUCUCGUUUCUUAAUAAACUUAAUAAUGAAUUUAGCUCAUUGGUGCAUAGUGCCGAAGAGAAUGCAGUAGAUUAUAUGCUAAACAGUCAGAGCAGACUUGUGGAGGAUAUUGUUUCUAAAUUUUUAAAUCUUAAACUGAAAACCACAUACAUGAUAAAAACUUUAGUAAGAGCCAGUUGCAUCAAAAUCACACUACAGAUAUAUAUUUCACAUGGUAUGUUAAUUUCAGUAUGAAGAUCUCUCUAAAUUUAAAUUGUGGUUUUUGUCAAAAAAUAAUAUAUGAUAUGGACAUGAAAAUGCACUUUAUAUGGCAUUAGUUGUUUAAUAAUAUAUCAUUUGCAGCAUUGUGGCUGAUAAAACCAGCUGCUGAUGCAUUAUUAGAAAGAGAACUUCAUUCUUCAUCGUGUUGUGGUUUUGCCUUAGGGAGAUUUUAAUGGAAACAAAGAGGCCUUGUUGUAUCUAAAGCAAAUUCAAACAAGCUCAGUAGUUUCCUAUCAUCAGAAGUUUGAGUAAAGGUUCAUGUUGGCACAUAUGAUGCAACAAACAACAUAUGAUGCAACAUUUGAUUCAUUAUGAGGCUAGUUUAAGUUUAAGGUGCACCCAAAGAGUGAAGCUAAAAAAGAGGAAGUUUCAAGAGCGUGGAGAUAGGAGAAGUAAAGGGAGGAUGCAAGACGUAUCCUUUUUAUAUACCCCUAUAAGAUACAAAGAACAUUAUGUUCAACAAUGUCGUUCAUUGCAUCAAGGAACAGAAGGGCUAUUUUAAAUCAAACAUAAGUUUCAAAGUUCAGUAUCAAUCCAAUCAUAUCAUGACCUUCGAAAUAAUUUUAGUCUGUGGUUUCUCAACCCUUCCUCCCCCCUUUAGGGACUAAGAUAAUACCUAUUACUGGCAGCUGUUUAGAGAAAAAGUAUAAAAGGGCACAUAUAUCUUCAAUAUUUUAAGCUCCUUGUAUAAAACAGACUCAACUUAAUGCUUAGUUAGAUAAUAAUGUUAAUAACAUUGUUAAUAUUGUAUAUAGUAAUGUCAAUAUCAGUGUUAAUAUUAAAAUUACAUAUAAAAAAUAAUUCAUAAAAUAUUUCAUAAUGCAUAUGAUAUAUUUGGAUAUGUAAAUUCUCAAAGGUCGAUUCACCACACACCCCUGUGCUUUAAUGCAUCACAGGUUAUUACAGAGGACAGCUACAGCACUAACUAAAUGACUAACAGCCAUUCUGAACAAACUAAAUUCUGAAGUGGUGGGCGGAGGGUGUGUCUUAAGACAGCUCUUCUUUUGUUAUGCUCUGGCAUUUACACAGCAUGGGCUUGAACCGCAGCUUCAGAAGGCGAAGCGAGUCUCAUCUGCUCUCACAUAACCGCUGACAGCGGAAAUGGAUGCGCGUUUUGCAAGUUUGAUGCGUUAAAACCAAGAGUUUCCAGGAUUCUCAUGCGGAUUAAAUCUUUGUUGUGAACAGAAUAAGUUUGGAGAUCUAAAGCGGACACGGAAUCGAUGCGGAGAUGUAACUGUAUAUUAACCCUUAUUGAAUAACUCAGCAUAAGAGCGACAGCAGCAGCCACUGAGGAACCAUUACCAUGCAGGGAUACACAUGGAGUUCAAAUCAGCAUCCUUCAACAAGGCACCAAGAUUGGCCUCCACCUCAAUACCAAGAACGACUUCCUCCUCAGUACCAAAAAUGGCAUCAACCUCAGUACCAGGAACAAUUCCCAUCUAAGUACCAUGCUGUCAAGAAUGAUCAACCCAAUGCGUUCCAGGUACAGCACAUCCCCCAACUUCAAAACACAUUACAGACAAGAUUUUCCAAUGGACAACAAGAGACUGCAAAUCAGUGGAGCACUUGCUCAGGCAGUGUGGACCCUUCUGCUUUUCAACCAAAAUCAGAUGGAUAUAAUUGGUUGAAACGGACAAACCAGAUCCAUCCCCAAUACCCAUUUGCAGCCUCCAACACACAGCAGCACUGGCAAUGUCAUGAUUCCUCUCCACAGAACUACAGAAACACAGGCUGUAGUCAAGCUCAAAUGUACCAUGGCAGCUCUGUGGGUAACAGCAGGGGUUGGAGUUCACACAUUUCCAACAAUGGCAGCUCUUGUUCCAUGAACAACCAGCAACAACUUCAGUCUCCUAGAAUGGUUCCUCUUCAUCAUCACCAUCACCAUCAUCAUCGACAACAACAACAAGGGUUCUCUAGACAAUAUUCAGGCAAAAAACGAAGACGCCACACACAAUACUCUUCUCGGGCCCAUAACAGUGGAGUCCCCCAAAAAUCUCAGAGGAGAACUGAGGCCAAUCAUACCUCAUGCAACUCUACGACACCACCUUCUGGAGCACAGAGCAAUGUUUCAUUACCUUCCAAUAACAUAAACCAAAGUCCUGUUAACCAGAACCAGCCAGAACUGGGGUCAAAUGCAGGUCCAAUUGUAUCUGCGACCCAGUCUCAGAAUAAUCAAAAUGCUGAACAUCAGUCUCAGGGCACAAGCAAUGAGACAUAUAAAACUAAUCAGACUUCUCAAAUGACACAGGCCAGUGUAGUCCAGCUUCAGUCCCAAUCUAGAACUGAGUUUAACUUGUCAGUUUACGCUGACUCAGUAAUAUAUAGAUUACUGUGUUCAAAUGACAGUAAACAAGCAAAUAAUCGGCAAUCAGAUGAAAUUGCUCAGCAGAACACUCGUCCAGAACAGUCCGAAGUUUGUGCAACCAAAAGGACUGACAAUCACUCAAAGGAACCUUUUUCUGAACCAAGAGAACAAUGUACAGUUGAACCGCCCAGUAAAAGAAUGAAGUAUGUUGUGUUUCAGAGAGACUGUCAGAACAAAGAAACAAUAGUGUCCAAAGACAUAAGUAAUUGUGGGGUGCAAUCUGCCCAACCUGGUACCCAUCAGACAAGUAGCAAUGAGAACAGACUUAAAGGAACGAGCCAACACAACAUAGAGUACAGUACGAACCCAGCAGACUGUCUUGAAAUGGUCUUUGCAUCACAGAAAGCUGCUCAGCAAACUCACAAGGCCAUUGCCAUCGUUCCACCCAUUUCCCACCACAUCUCAAAAGCUGCACCAAUGGCUGAUACCAGCCCAAAAAAAGCUGACAGUCCACUGUUAAAGAUUGAUUCUGUUUGGUCACAUGUUGAAGAAUCUAACCAACAAAAAACUGUAAAUGACAAGCUGUCUGAAUCCUCCUCACAAAUGGCUCAACAGGACAACAAAAGCCUUGAAAAUGUGACUGCAGGCAACAUGGCAGACCCUGAUACAAGCUCUGCUAGCCCAGUUGAAUGUCAAAAUGAUGUGCAGCAAAGUGACUGUGAUUCAGAUGAUCCUUCAUUUGACUUGUCCAGUGUGCCAGUGAUUGAGUACACACUGGAGAAACUGAUGGAGUUAGUGAAGUCUAUAGAGAUGACAGAGUUAUCGGCCGGAUAUCCUGAGAAAUCUCAGAGCAUUUUACAAAGGAUCUUGAAACUCUACUGGAACGGGAAAGCUUCCAAUAUGUUGGAGCCUUUGAAAUCAUUUAGAGAGGCACUGCAGUUAUCCAUAGAAUAUGCAAAGGAUUAUGGGUCUGUGGUAUUUAAAAGCAUCGAAACUGAAAACCUGAAGAAGCUAGCUCAUUGCGACAUUCUCAAACAUGAGACGUAUUCAUGGUCAGAGGAGUUCAGAUCUUCUUGGUUAAAUGUUGAUGGACAGCCAGCUGAUAUUGAAAAGGUGCUUUCAGAACCACUGUUGGAUGACAUAACUGUGUAUAAGGCAACAUCACUGUCAUUUUCAGAUAACACUGUUGUCGCUUCAGCAAGUUUAGGUGUGAAUUCCCUCACAGACAAACCUGAGGUUUCAUCCAAAGAGAAAAGUGUAAAUCCAGACACUUGCAGUCCAACAGAUCUUUUCAUACAAAAGACGGGAACUGACAGGGGGGAAGUGGCUGUGGAAAACAAUGGGCAUUCGUAUGUAGUGCUGAGAAAAGAAAGUGAGAAAGAAACAUUCAAGAAGCAAGAGGACAUCAAUCAAAACCAAAUUUUUAACAUAACACCUUUAGACAUCACACCUUCAGCUGAAAGUUCUACAGAGAAACUUACAGACCUCAGCAAUGCAAAAGAAGUAUUCAGACAAGAUCACAAGCAAACACGUGAUAAUGUUUCAGAUUCACUUUCUCUGAGUCCUGGAGACAUUGUUUCAGAUGGUGUAAAAAUCUCUGUGGUGUCUUUCUCUACUGAGACUCAUUGUAGCUCCAUGGAUACAUGGCAGGUAGAAGAUAUUUCUGAUGAUGAAAAUACAGGCAGUAAAGAGGCUCUGAAUAGCUCCUCAGACACCUGUCUUGUAGAAGAUAUUUCUGAUGAUGAAAAUACAGGCAACAAGGAGGCUCUUAAUAACACCUCAGACACCUGGCUUGUAGAAGAUAUUUCUGAUGAUGAAAAUACAGGCAAUAAAGAGGCUCUGAAUAACUCCUCAGACACCUGGCUGGUAGAGGAUAUUUCUGAUGAUGAAAAUUCUGGAAAUAAAGAUGUUCUUCUUAAUUCCUCAAACACCUGGCAAGUGGAAAACAUCUCUGAUAAUGAGAAUCCAGACAAUAUGGACACUCCUAGUAACUCCGCAGACAUAUGUGCGGUGGAAAAUAAAUCUACUGAUGAAAAUUCAAGUGAUGAUUCCUUGUUUAUGGGAAUCACGGUGCUAUCAUCUGAAGAUGCUAAAACAUUUUUUCAACAGCUUGAAAAGGAACCUGAAUGUACCAAAUCCCAAUCCAACUUUAAGUGCCCAGAUCUUAUAGUGUGCUUUGAUGCACCCAGUCAACUUAACCAGGAGUACAACAAAGCACAUACUUGCUCUCGCUGUGGUACCCAAAUUGUGAAAUCCAGUUCCACUAAUGUGACAAAGACGGACAGUGAUGCUGAUCUUUUCUGCCUCCAGUGUUGGGAACAAGCACCAAUGUUUGAGCUAGAAGAGGAGCCAUGCUCUCCUAUGACAGAUGAGGUUAAUCUUCUGGGCUCUGCUGCUAAAUCAAAUGGACUUGGUCAAAAUGAUAGUCUGCCAUGUCUCAAGUUGGAAGUCAAUGAGCCAAAUGUGGCUUCAACAAAGGAAUGCAUUGCAUAUGAAGGACUGAAAGGACAAAAAAAUGAUUGUCUGGUAAAAUCAGACCUGGGGGGAAAUUGUGGUCCACCAUCUCUUAAAAUAGAAGUCAAGGAGUUAAAUGCACCCAAUGAAGAAUGUAUUGCGGAUGAAGGACUGGCAGGACAAAAGAGUGUGGUUUUGGUAAAAUCAGAACAGGGACACAAUUGUAGUCCGCCGUCUCUUGAACUGAAAUUCAAGAAGCCAAAUGUUUCUCCACUGGAGACAUGCAUUGUAGAGGAAGGAGUGACGGGACAAAAAAGAGUCAGUAUGUUAAAAUCAGAACUGGUAAAAAAACGUAGUCCACCAUCUCUUGAACUAGAAAUCAAGGAGCCAACAGUUGCUUUGACAACAGAAUGCAUUGCAGAUGAAGGACAAAAAAGUGACAGUGUAAUACAAUCAGAACUGAGACAAAAAUGUAGUCUGCCAUCUCUUGAACUAGAAGUCAAGAUGCCAAAAGUUUCUUUUCCAGAGGAAUGCGUUGCAGAUGAAGGACUGAAAGGACUUAAAAGAGACACUGAGGCAAAAUCAAAAAUGGGACAAAAUCUUUGUUCACCAUCUCUUGAACUGAAAGUCAAGGAGUCAAAUUUUGCUUUACAAAAGUCAUGCAUUGCAGAUGAAGGACUGAUAGGUCAAAAAAGUGACUGCAUGAGAGAAUCAAAAGGACAAAAUUGUAAUCCACCAUGUCUUAAACUAGAAAUCAAGGAGCCAACUGUUACUUCAGCAGAGGACUGCACUGCAGAUAAAGGACUUGCAAGACAAAAAAUUGACAGUAUGGUAAAAUCAGUGACUGAGACGAUGUCUGAAAAUCAGGGCUCAGCUGAACGGGAGCUAACCAAGAUUCAACCAAAUAAGCAGAAAAAUGAAAAAACUGAGAAAAUUAGAGUACCCAAGCCCAAAUCGUUCACGCAAUGCAGCAAACCAUUUCCAAAGAAAAUUGCAUUUUCCAAGCAUAAGCUAAAAUCUGGUAGCACUAGUACUGGUUCUGAUGAUUAUGUGCUUUUCACUCCAGAUAUUAUAGUUAAAAAGAACUGGCCACAAAAGAAAAAUCAACCUGGUGUAUCUGCAAACAAACGCCGUAGUGGUCAGAGUCAGAACUGCAGUAAAGUGAAUAAAUUCAAAGAACACAGGAAAGAAAGACGAGAUAAUCCUGACAGAACCUCAACAAACCAUAGAGAAAACCUCCAGACAGUGACAGAGAAAGUGUCUGGUCAAUCAAGUGACACACCACCCCACGGAUCCGAAAAGAAGCUGGAGCUGCAUGGUAUUCUGUUAGUGAAUAAAAUGAAAAGAACUGAACCAAAAAAAGUGAGAUUUGAUUUAUAUGGGUCCAAAACAGAAAAGCAGUACUAUGCCCCAGAGCGGCAUUUUUCAGCCCCUGCUACCUUAACAGUCUCUGAUUGCAAAGACUAUGCCGAUGUGCUUUCUGCUAAACAAAAAGUUCACAACCAAUGGAGUAGCACCUUCAUACCUAAAACAAAGAAGACUUGUCCUCCCAGGUCACCACAGGAGGCCUCACCACAGAAGAAAACCCCACAGAAACCUCAGGACCUCUUAAAGUCAAAUAUGAGUGCACUAAGAAACCAUUUGACUCACAGAGCCAAGCUAUUAUACAGCAGUGAAAGAGAGACAGGUCACUUAAGAAAACCAUAUUUUCAUCAAAAGCUUACGAAAUCACUAAGUAGCUAACAUGUGUCCAAGUUGCUUAAUUAUUGCUUAUAUUUACUUUAAUAUGUUUACACAUAAUAGCUGUAGCUGAAAUGUGUGGCAGCUCUCUGUUGAUGACAAUGUUGAAUGUUUAUUUUAGUUUUUUAUUGUUAUUGAGAGUUAAAUGGAAAGUUUAUUUUUUUAAGGGAAUUAUUGUUUGUAAUAUACACAGUAUGUGACUGUAUGUCUUUGAUUGCAGCCAUUUUGCAAUGUUAUUUUGUAAGUAUAGUUUUAAAAUGUUUUUUUACUAUUUGAAGUACUUCUGAAUGUUGUUGCAUAAUGUAAAAUAUAAAUAUAUAUUUGUAUUUAGAAAUACAUGACUGGAAAGUUUACUGGAAAGGCCUUUGUGUCACUUAAUACAUAUUGUAAAU